This is a messenger RNA of Diatraea saccharalis (sugarcane borer), 510 nucleotides long. The record is from the annotation of a GenBank genome assembly. Lineage: Eukaryota; Metazoa; Arthropoda; Insecta; Lepidoptera; Crambidae.
AUGGAUAUAGCGCCGCCUAAACAGACGCUGUUCCUAUUGGUGGAUGGUAUCGAUGAAGGGUUCACAGGCACUGAAGAUCGCGAAGGUACUGAACCGUCCGCCACAGUGGCAACCCUGCUGGCCAGGCAUCAACACCUGCUGCCGCCGUGGUUACUGCUCGUGUGUACGGCGAGACGACACGCUAGACCCUGUUACGGAAUGUUCACUGGGUACCGCAAGAUAAUGUUAGACGAGUUACAACGUGCACACGUCUCUGCCGAUGUGCAGCGGUACGUACUCGCUAGACUCGACACGGAACCCAGACUUAGAUCUCGUGUUUCGAGUGACGCUGCUGCUGCUGCGGCGGCGGCGGCCGCUUUGGAUAAUUUGAGGAUUAAAAGCGAUGGAUGCUUAUUGUAUUUGGAGAAAGUGAGUAUGAUUAAAAAUAUUAUAGAUAACAUAAUACUAUUUGCUGAUUCUAUAAAUAAAAGCAAUAUGUUAAUUUUGGAAUACUUAAAGGAUUCUAAUUAG